Molecule: messenger RNA, 1518 nt
Organism: Venustampulla echinocandica
Lineage: Eukaryota; Fungi; Ascomycota; Leotiomycetes; Helotiales; Pleuroascaceae
Product: WD40 repeat-like protein
Exons: 2
Coding region: 1-1518 (505 amino acids)
Molecular function (GO): protein binding
Source: RefSeq, a predicted model, not a curated record
AUGUCCGACCUCGACUCCCCAGACGGUACGCCCGCAGAUGGUACGCCUGCAACUGCAACCCGCGAGCGGCGGUCAUCCAAAAGGCGACGAGUGCACAACGACGGUGGUGAUAGUGAGGGCUCAACCCCUCGCUAUAGCUCUCCAGAUGAUCAGGAUAUGGGGAUGCGGAUGGAGGAAGACGGACCAUACCGAUCCCCGAAUCGGGAUUCAGAAGAUCGGCGGAGAUCACAGGCUUCAGAUGGCAGUCCCGACGAGUUAGACCAUCCCUAUCGCGAUCGCAGCAGAAGUCGAUCGAUCCCAACCAGCACCGACACCCCCCGCGAAUGUGACUCUUCACAUUCGCAUUCUCCUCUGGGCGGACCCUCGCCACCCUCAUACAAGCCUUUGAAACUUAACUAUAAGCAGAAGUUCAUCCUCAGAGGUCACCGCAAGGGCGUUGCACAAGUGCGCUUCUCCCCGGAUGGGCGCUGGAUAGCCAGUUGCUCCGCAGACGGCACCAUAAAAAUAUGGGAUGCGGCGACUGGAAAACAUAUGCGCACCUUGCAGGGACAUUUGGCGGGAGUUUCGACGAUUGCUUGGAGUCCGGAUUCAAACACGAUUGCUUCGGGGUCGGACGAUAAGGCGAUACGAUUAUGGCAUCGAGCGACUGGAAGACCCUAUCCUGCACCACUCUUAGGCCACCAUAAUUAUGUCUACUCCCUCGCUUUCUCGCCAAAGGGGAACAUGCUGGUUAGCGGGAGCUAUGAUGAGGCUAUAUUUCUCUGGGACCUCCGGGCAAGGAGGCAGAUGAGGAGUCUGCCCGCCCAUUCGGAUCCGGUAGGCGGGGUAGAUUUUAUCAAGGAUGGGACAUUGGUCUGCAGCUGCUCAACCGACGGGCUAAUACGGGUGUGGGACACAGCAACUGGACAAUGUCUUCGAACCCUCGUCCAUGAGGAUAAUGCUCCCGUAACCACCGCCCGAUUCUCCCCCAAUGGCCGCUACAUUCUUGCUUGGACGCUGGACUCCUGCAUUCGACUGUGGGACUAUGUUUCAGGCCAGUGCAAAAAAACGUAUCAGGGUCACGUCAACACCAAAUACUCCUUAGGCGGCGCGUUUGGAGUAGGUGGCACGGAAGGCUUUAUAGUAUCGGGGAGCGAGGAAGGUGACAUACUCUUUUGGGAUGUACAAAACAAGAACGUUGUUCAGCGGGUUACCGGUCAUGAAGGGGUGGUUUGCUGGAUUGAUACAUGUCCUGGAGCGAGUGGAACAAUAGCUAGCGGGGGGUUAGAUGGGACUGUGCGGAUUUGGGUCGACGUCCCUGAUGAAGACGGCAUCGAUCGCCUGAAACUGGAGGAUGAAAUUGCCGAGAAUGGUUAUACCAAUGCCGAUGAUGUUGGCAUGGAUCGCCUUAAGGUCGAAGAAAAUGCUGACGACGGCAACAACAGUGAUACCCCAUGGGAUGACAUGAGCAUUGACGGCCACCGGAAUCCCGAAAGAGAAGCUGAAAGGCUUAACCCGGAUGGCAUGGACGAGGAUUAA